Molecule: messenger RNA, 1485 nt
Organism: Ruditapes philippinarum (Manila clam)
Lineage: Eukaryota; Metazoa; Mollusca; Bivalvia; Venerida; Veneridae
Exons: 5
Coding region: 307-1167 (286 amino acids)
Source: RefSeq, a predicted model, not a curated record
GUGAUAACGUACGCAUUCGAACAGCAAUGGAACGUGAACCUGGUUUUCUUACGACCUGUAUGUAAACACUUUGAAAACGGAUAUAACGUAAACAUCGGUAUACUUGCGAAACAUUCUAACGUUUUUAGGGGAUUAACUCGUCAUUAAAGUAUAGAUUUUGUUUUAUUGUGUCAUACAUAGUUUCAGUUUGACUCAAUAGGUAAAUGAUCAUCUGCAUCAGAGAACAAGACUGCGGAAGUGAAAUAAAGUUCAUAAUUAAAGUUUGUAUACUUUGAACAGCACUUGUGAAGUAUUUUAACAAAUUUCAUGGCGGAGUCAAGACAUAGCGGAAUGUCUGAGUCUGGCUUUAUGUCAGUGGAUGGUAGACGAUCUAUAGAUACUGUGCAUGUUUUCACAUCACAUGAUCCUGUGGAUAACCACGAUAAUGUAAUACUGGAUGAGUUUGAUACACUGGAAGAAGUAAGAGAGGCAAUCAGAAAGCAAGGUCUUGAAACAUGCAACUUAAUAUUCGGUAUUGACUACACGAUGAGUAAUAAAAGCCAAGGUCAGAAAACCUUCGAGGGAAGAAAUUUACAUUCUAUAUCAGACUCUUUCCUGAAUCCAUACCAAAGAGUUAUUUGUAUAUUAGGAGAGACAUUAGAACCGUUUGAUGAAGACGGGAUUAUCCCUGUAUUCGGGUUCGGUGAUUUCAAAUGUAAAGACAAAACUAUUUUUGAGCUCAGACCAGAGGAACAUUGUGAAGGAUUUAGUGAUGUACUGGAUGCCUAUAACGAGGUCACACCAACAAUUAAGCUAGGUGGACCAACAAACUUUGCACCGUUGAUACACAAAGCCAUUGAGAUAGUGAAGGAGACAAAUGAGUAUCACAUCCUGGUCAUUGUUGCCGACGGUCAAGUUUCAUCAGAAAAUCCGACCAAAGAAGCACUUAUAGAGGCAUCACAUUAUCCAUUAUCUAUAAUUGUUGUUGGGGUUGGCGAUGGACCAUGGGGAUCUAUGAAAACUUUUGAUGACGGACUCACGGACCGUCAGUUUGAUAAUUUUCAAUUUGUUAACUUUCACGAGGUGACGAAAGACGCGGAAAAUCCUGAAGCUGCUUUCGCACUUCAUGCAUUGAUGGAAAUACCAGAACAAUAUAGAUACUUAAAACAGAAAGGCCUUGUUCGUUAGCAUAGCUGUAUUGUAACAUUUUUCACGCGACUCAUUCCCUUCACAAUCAAUAUUGCAUGGUACAUUAAUUCCAGUUAUAUCUAUGCAUAUCAUGAGAUGUUUUCAUAAGUUGUAUAUAGUGCAGACAUUUUGUUUAGCAUCAGAAAAAAGUGUUCCUAUAGUUAUAUUAUGCUAGUCGUAAUCAGAAUUAAAAAUGCCUCCUCCAUUUUAUUUUUAUAUUUGAUAACAAUAACAAGGGUUUACACUAGACAAGUUCGAAAGAUGUUUUCGAAAAGAAAAAAAUGUUAUUAACUUUGAUUAUUAAAAGUGUCAUACACA